Molecule: messenger RNA, 1249 nt
Organism: Cebus imitator (Panamanian white-faced capuchin)
Lineage: Eukaryota; Metazoa; Chordata; Mammalia; Primates; Cebidae
Gene: UBE2V2
Product: ubiquitin conjugating enzyme E2 V2
Exons: 4
Coding region: 63-500 (145 amino acids)
Biological process (GO): protein K63-linked ubiquitination; DNA damage tolerance
Cellular component (GO): nucleus
Source: RefSeq, a predicted model, not a curated record
CGGAAGUGACGCGCGACGGCUCGUGCGUGCGUGCGGGCGGCUGCGUCGGGCUGCAGGAGAAGAUGGCGGUCUCCACAGGAGUUAAAGUUCCCCGUAAUUUUCGCUUGUUGGAAGAACUUGAAGAAGGACAAAAAGGAGUAGGCGAUGGUACGGUUAGCUGGGGCCUUGAAGAUGAUGAAGAUAUGACACUUACCAGGUGGACAGGCAUGAUUAUUGGGCCACCAAGGACAAAUUAUGAAAACAGAAUAUAUAGCCUGAAAGUAGAAUGUGGACCUAAAUACCCCGAAGCUCCUCCGUCAGUUAGAUUUGUAACAAAAAUUAAUAUGAAUGGAGUAAAUAAUUCCAGUGGGAUGGUGGAUGCCCGGAGCAUACCAGUGUUAGCAAAAUGGCAAAAUUCAUAUAGCAUUAAAGUUGUACUUCAAGAGCUAAGACGUCUAAUGAUGUCCAAAGAAAAUAUGAAGCUUCCACAGCCUCCAGAAGGACAAACAUACAACAAUUAAUUUUAGUGGAUCUCAAACUUGUCUUAAAUCAACAACCUUCUACUCAUGUUAAUGUCUUGAUUAAAUAUCACAAUGCAAAAUACCCACACAUUAAGUAAAAGAAUUCCAGCUGGUAAACAUGACCUGGACAUUUGUAAGAAUAUAUUUAAUAUAUGUACACCCAUUAUGUUUUCAGGUAACAGGAGGAAAAAUGCAGCACAAUUUUUUUUCUCUUGUAAGGCACUGUCAUUUAAACAUAAACCUGGAGUACUCGAAAUAGAAUUCAGGUUUACAAGAUGAAAGCGUGUGGAGAAGUGUCAGAUGGCAGUGGAAGCAUGUGUGUUUCUAAAAAGUAAAAAUCUCAAGAAAGAAAACAGAAAUGGCAUGCUUUAUCCAUCUUGCUUAGUGAAAGAGCUGCAGUUGAAAUUGUUUAAAUCGUAGCAGGUACAAUGAAUAUUGUCACAAAUGUGUUAAUUUUUGAAGCGGUGUGGGUGCUGACUACUAGUAGUAUCAAAAAUAUGUUCAGGAUUGUUUUGAUACCUGUAUUUAUAAUAAAAAAUGUUGGGGGGAGUUGAUGAAUUUCUGUUAAAAGCUGUUCUUGUGUGUUACAUGUAACAGACAUGGUAAAUAUUUGUUUACAGUUUUUGUUUAACAAACCAUGCAUUUAAGUUUAAGUGAAGUCAACAAAAAGGAAAUAGGUAUAUGGAUAUGUGAUUUUGAGAUUAAAGUUAGUCUUAAAAUGUAAAUAAAAUGUGGAACGUGUCCUCAGA